Molecule: messenger RNA, 1506 nt
Organism: Nothobranchius furzeri (turquoise killifish)
Lineage: Eukaryota; Metazoa; Chordata; Actinopteri; Cyprinodontiformes; Nothobranchiidae
Product: heterogeneous nuclear ribonucleoprotein A1
Biological process (GO): mRNA splicing, via spliceosome
Cellular component (GO): catalytic step 2 spliceosome
Molecular function (GO): mRNA 3'-UTR binding
Source: RefSeq, a predicted model, not a curated record
GGAACUACAGACCAAUCGCUGAGGGGAAGAGGCGUUUCCGUUCCUAUUUCUUGUACGUUCACUCUGUCGCUGGUCUUGUCUGACGCAGCUAGUUCCUCUGCGGUCGGUUCUCAAGGAGUCGUCAAGGAUAAAGCGGCAAAAUGUCUAAAGAGGUUCCACGUGAGCCGGAGCAGCUCCGCAAGCUGUUCAUCGGAGGCCUGAGCUUCGAGACAACAGACGAGAGCCUACGGGCUCAUUUUGAACAAUGGGGCAGCCUUACAGAUUGCGUGGUUAUGAGAGACCCAAACAGCAAGAGAUCCAGGGGGUUUGGCUUCGUCACCUACUCGUCAGUGCAGGAGGUCGAUGCCUCCAUGUCCGCUCGUCCACACAAGGUGGAUGGAAGAGUGGUGGAGCCUAAGCGAGCUGUUUCCAGAGAGGACUCCAACCGCCCAGGCGCUCACAUAACUGUGAAGAAAAUCUUUGUUGGAGGCAUAAAAGAAGACACAGAAGAAUCUCAUUUGAGGGAUUACUUCCAGCAGUUUGGCAAAAUUGAGGUCAUUGACAUCAUGACUGACCGUAACACUGGAAAGAAGAGAGGCUUCGCCUUUGUCAGCUUUGAUGACCAUGAUUCAGUUGACAGGAUUGUCAUCCAGAAAUACCACACAAUCAACUCGCACAACUGUGAAGUGAGGAAGGCCCUCACCAAGCAGGAAAUGCAAAGUGUGGGCAUGGGAUCGAGAGGAGGCCGUAACACCGGGGGAAGGCCAUAUGAUUACGACAGAGGCUUCAACCAAGGUGGCAGGGGUGGUCGAUAUGGCGAUGGUCCGUACAAUUGCAAUGGGGGUGAUGGAGGAGGUUAUGGCGGUGGUCCUGGCAGUCCUGGAGGCUACAACCAAGGUGGAAACCGUGGUUAUAAUCAGGGUGGCUACAACCAAGGUGGUGGAGGAGGAGGCGGUGGCGGUGGAUAUGGAGGAAAUGGUUAUGACAACAAUGGUUACGGUAAUUGUGGUGGCGGCGGGGGUGGAGGUGGUAACAACUACAACAACAUGGGCCACUACGACCCCCAGGCCUCUAACUUUGGGCCGAUGAAGAAUAACUUCGGCGGCGGCGGUGGUGGCGGCGGCGGCAGGAACUUUGGUGGAGGUGGCUAUGGUGGUGGCUCAAACAAUCCUGGAGGCUAUGGCCGCCCAGGGCGAUUUUGAAAUGAGAAGGGGACUGAGUACUUAGGAGAGGAGAGCAGAGCAAGGAGAGGAGAGCAAGCGAAGUGACAGGGCAGCUGCAGGUUUACCUCCUAAAUCUGCUCAGCCAAACAGUUGUGGCAGGUUACAGCUGCUACGAGAAGAGAUGUACAGUAGAUAAAUCAUGGAGGGCCUUCAUUUAAACUUUGUACUAUUGUUUUUUUCUUGAUGUUAUCUUUUCUGGAAAGCAAGCAUUCCAUUAAGGGUUUUAUGUUUAUCUUUUAUGUCUGGUUUUUAUUUGUACCUGCAUCAAUUCAAUCUGAAAUAAACCACCUUUCAGUUUUUUUAA